Messenger RNA from Cotesia congregata, 1050 nucleotides. The record is from the annotation of a GenBank genome assembly. Lineage: Eukaryota; Metazoa; Arthropoda; Insecta; Hymenoptera; Braconidae.
AUGUCAAGAAAUUUAUCAAAUUUUAUAAAAAUGUUUUUAUCGUGUUUGUAUGGACAUAUACGUAAUUUAACGUAUUUAAUAUUAACAAUAAUGGUAUUAUUUUAUUGUCUGAAUCCUAAUCGAUUUGCAUCUCAUUAUAGUUUUAUAAAAGCUCAAGAUAUUUAUAACCACCUUGAAAAAUCAUACGAACCGCGUGAUAAUUCAUGCACAAUAGCAGUGUAUUCUAACAACAACAAUAAUAAUAAUAAUAAUAAUAAUAAUAAUAAUAAUAAUAAUAAUAAUGAUAAAUCAGAAUUAUGGUAUCCAGAAGAAAAUGAUCGUCAAGAUCCAGUGGUGAUGGCACGUCGUCUUGGAAUUUUACCUGGCGGACAAUGGAAACCACUUAAUUGUCAUCCAUUGUUUAAUGUUGCUAUUAUAUUACCAUAUCGUAAUCGUAAACAGCAAUUAGAUAUUUUUAUGAAUUAUAUUCAUCCAUUUUUACAGCAACAAAAUUUAGAUUAUAGAAUAUUUGUUAUUGAACAAAGUCCAUUAACUGAAUUUAAUCGUGCUAAAUUAUUUAAUGUUGGUUUUAAAGAAGCUACUAAAAUAAAUGAUUUUCAUUGUUUUAUAUUUCAAGAUAUUGACUUGAUACCACAAAAUCCAAAUAAUAUAUAUGCUUGUACUAAAAUGCCACGACAUAUGAGCUCAAGUGUUAAUACAUUUAGAUACAAUCUACCGUACACUGGUUUAUUUGGUGGUGCUAUUUCAUUAACACGAAAACAAUUUGAAAAAGUCAAUGGAUUUUCAAAUAUUUUUUACGGAUGGGGAGGUGAAGAUGAUGAUUUUUACAGACGUUUACAAUCAAGAGGUUUUAAGAUUAUGCGAUUUGGACCCAAUAUUGCACAAUACUACAUGUUAACACAUAAAAAGGAACCACCUAGUAAUUCUCGAUUUGCUAAUUUGGAAAAUGCUGCUAAAAGAUAUGAUUCUGAUGGACUUAAUAAUUUAGAAUAUACGGUAUUAGAUCAUCAAUUACGUCCACUUUAUUCAUGGAUAUUGGCAGAUGUAUAA